GCCUUUUCUCGGUUGACAUGUUUCUCUAGCUUGCUAAAUUUGAGAGCUGAACAUUUAGCGAGAAAAUAUGAGUAUAAUAAAGGUUUUUGAUCAUUAUUUGUGCAAGGGUCUCGAAAAUGUUCCAGUUUUACGAGAAGGUAAUGUCAGCAAAGAAGAAUAUUCUGAAUUUCAGUAUUCUCCAGAGAACAUCCAGGGGCCGGGAUGUGACAUAGACCCCAGUGAGGUGACUCUUCCUGGAUGCUCCUGCUACGCCCACUCCUGCCUUAGAGAGAGCUGCUCCUGCAUGCAGACUUACGGACAGACAUGCAGACAAACGUACGACAGCCACGGCCGACUCCAAGACCAGGGGGAUACGGAGACUGGUUACUGCAGGCCUGUGUUUGAGUGUAACGCCUUGUGUGGCUGUAGUGAGGCCUGCUGUAACCGGGUGGUACAGAGAGGCCUGGGGCUCAAGUUGUGUGUCUACCCCACAGAGGACAGAGGCUGGGGCAUGCGAGCGCUGGAGCCCAUCCCCUGUGGAACCUUUGUGUGUGAGUAUGCCGGGGAGGUGAUUGGCUUUGAGGAGGCCAGACGCAGACAGCUUGCUCAGGGGCUUGAGGACAACAACUACAUAAUUGCUGUGCGGGAGUAUGCUGGCCAGGGCCCGGUCAGUGAGACCUUUGUGGACCCAACUGUGGUUGGGAAUGUGGGGCGUUUUCUGAACCACUCCUGCCAACCCAACCUGUUCAUGGUGCCUGUCCGGGUGCACUCCCUGGUGCCCAGGCUGGCCCUGUUUGCUGGCAGGGACAUCACCCCUCAGGAGGAGCUCACAUUUGACUACUCAGGGGGCUAUAGCAAUACACCCUCUGUGGAGAGGUUGGUCCAGAGUGACCCUGGGACAGAGGCCAGUGAGACAGGUACCCUCCAGAGGAAACCAUGCCACUGUGGUGCCCAGAACUGUUCCCAAUUUCUGCCACUGGAUUUAUCUGUUCUCAACAAUUAGAUUAGAGGGAUGCAUUUAUUGGUAAAUGUUGGUAAAUGUUUAUACAUUGAUGUUUUGUUAUUUGAAGUGAUCAUGUUGUACUGGAAAGGAGAGACACUUUGCACUGAA
Molecule: messenger RNA, 1090 nt
Organism: Oncorhynchus tshawytscha (Chinook salmon)
Lineage: Eukaryota; Metazoa; Chordata; Actinopteri; Salmoniformes; Salmonidae
Gene: setmar
Product: SET domain and mariner transposase fusion gene
Exons: 2
Coding region: 68-982 (304 amino acids)
Cellular component (GO): nucleus
Molecular function (GO): histone H3K9 methyltransferase activity; protein binding; zinc ion binding
Source: RefSeq, a predicted model, not a curated record